Somion occarium is the source of this 1417-nucleotide messenger RNA. NCBI's taxonomy places the organism in Eukaryota, Fungi, Basidiomycota, Agaricomycetes, Polyporales, Cerrenaceae. The record is from the annotation of a GenBank genome assembly.
AAGUGCGUGGAUAGUGGGAGCGACCGAUUUUGUCCUAAGGGAGUGUCCCCGUGACCCAUACGAGUAAAACCUUGAAAUUUAAUGCACGUGGAGUGUCACCUUUCCUGAUGAGGACCACUGGAAACCGAUCAAGGACUAGGGGAUCGGAACAGUCAUUCGAUUUGUACUCCUGAAGCAGUUCACAACAGACCAAGAUACUCUGCGGUAGAAUGCCACCUGUUCUACCCCAAGAACUUCUCGACGAAAUUAUCUCUUACCUCUCCCAUCAUGAUCUCCCGUCACUCGCUCUCGUUAACAGGAACAUCCAAUCUAUCUCAUAUGCACGCCUCUAUCGCGUGAUUCCGCCCUUGCCUCCUCGGAGCACCGUUUUGUUGCUCAAAGUUCUCUCAAAACGCCCAGCGCUGGCAGCUAUCACACGAAUGUGCACCAUUUCCGAUCUCAGGUCCUACAGUCUGGUUACGUGGACAAUAUCCUUCUUCCAGCUCAUGUCUAGAGCUUUGCACAAUAUGCACAACCUUAUUGAUCUAAGGGUGUACAUCAUUGGGCAGUACGCUUCGUACCUGAUGGGUUGUCCAUUCAGAUUGACAACCCUACGAGUAGCUUGCGAUUGGGAUCAGCAGCUCGUAGACUGGCUGCGAGAACAAAACACCGUUACCAAUAUCUGGGUGUUCAGCAUUCGACAUGGUGCCGCGGAGGUUACGCCAGACGUCCUGCCUUCAUUGCGACGCGCCCUAGGAUCAGUAGUAUCGUUAUCUGCGCUUGUUCCAGGGAGACCUUUGGAGGCUGUCGACGUCAGCUUUCCUUCACCCGAAGGGUUCACCCCAGAAAUACUUGCUCUCACAUGCAAAGUUCUCGCACACUCUUCUAGCCCAAUCGCAGAACUGUUUGUGACGGCAGACCUGACCGAUCUUGAAGUCCCUCAUAUGCUGGAAACUCUAAAUGUUAUUCCUGACGAGUUGCCGGGCUUGCAGUCGUUUGGCCUCUUUGCUGCCAGGGGGUUCAUAAGCGCCGCAUUCGUCAACGCCUUUGACGAAGUCCUUUGCAACUUCAAAGGCCUCAAGAAAAUGUCGAUAUACUCAUCUCAAUUACACGAUGCUCUCAAUGAUUAUCUAGUCACAAAGGAUCUUCCGGUCCACUGGCACAAAGCAUGUCCUACGUUGGAAUCAGUUGACAUCAAUGGAAUUCCUUGGUUAUACGAUCCCAGUCAUGGAUGGAUGACAACGGAGGCCUAUAAGCUCACCAUACUUGACUUGUUGAACGAUGCAAAGAAGGAGGAAGAGUCGUUACGCAGGCGACUAAGGGAGUUGACAUAGAUGGUGCCCUUGUACGUUUGCACAGUCUCUAUAGGCACAGUGCAAAUUAGUUAUCUUGAAAUCGAUGAGGGCUACAAAAUAUACGUCGAAGCACCGUUAACUUC